This is a messenger RNA of Macrobrachium nipponense, 810 nucleotides long. RefSeq lists its product as uncharacterized. The record is from RefSeq and is a predicted model, not a curated record. Lineage: Eukaryota; Metazoa; Arthropoda; Malacostraca; Decapoda; Palaemonidae. The transcript has a single exon. The coding region runs from base 1 to 810 and encodes 269 amino acids. Gene Ontology annotation, molecular function: nucleic acid binding.
AUGGAGGAACCAGAGGUAAAGUCAUACCUUGAAGGAAAUGGUGUUAAUUGGAAGUUCAUUACACCACGGGCCCCCUGGUCUGAAGGCUUUUAUGAACGCCUUGUUGGUGUUCUAAAGGGAUGUUUGUCCAAGGCCUUGUAUCACAAACGUGUAUCCUUUGAAGAGUUGAGAACUCUACUUGAGUUUCAAGCUGUGAUAAAUUCUCGACCACUGACUUAUUUCUCCUCUGAUCGAGAUUGUGAGGCUUUGACUCCCUCCAUGUUACUUUAUGGGCGAAAUGUUUGUAUUUCCCCUCCUCUUAACAAUUUAGCAACUGAUGACCCAGAUUUCAUGAGUUCAAGUGAUCUUAGAGCACAAUAUUUUAGAUUAUCAUCAGUGCUAAGAAAAUUUGAGAACUCUUGGAAAAGAGACUAUUUAGUGUCCUUGAGAGAGAGACAUAAUAAUUCUAGUAAUAAUCUCUCUGCAAAUGUGAAAGUUGGGGACAUAGUGAUGGUAGACUUAGAAGAUCAUCUGGGUAAAGGCUAUAGAUCCCUCCUCUCAUUGGGUAAGGUUACCCAGCUGUUCCCGUCGUCUGAUGGUGUGAUUAGGUCUGUAGAAGGGAGAGUGAAUAAUAAACUAUACAUGAGAUCAAUCACAAAGCUCGUACUUCUGGAAUUAUCCGAGAGGGAAUUUGAUAGUGUUGUAACUCAGGAGCCAGAUAGUGUGCCUCUGAAUGGUACUAGACCUCGGCGUGCAGCAGCAAUUCGCUGUGAUCAAGAGAGAAAGGAUUUAAUUUCUAUGGAUGUACUCUUAAAUGUAUAUUUGAUUUAA